AUGGCCCACCUGAAGACCUAUAAGUACCAAAGUGUAGACAAGUCCUGGAUAUCGAACCAUAUCCUGCGCCACUAUUGGAAUGCCGCCGUCGAGUUCCUCCCAAUGUGGCUUGCGCCCAAUAUGGUGACUCUGCUGGGUUUCUGUUGCAUCUUGAUCAAUAUCCUCUUGCUGUCCGUCUUUGUUCCGGAUCUUGUGGGCCCGGCGCCACCGUGGCUCUGCUACAGUUUUGCAUUCGGUCUAUGGAUGUACUCGACCAUGGACAACAUCGACGGCAAACAAGCCCGCCGAACCGGCACUUCCAGCGGUCUCGGAGAACUGUUUGACCACGGCAUUGACUCGCUCAACUGUACCCUGGGCAGCCUUCUCGAGACGGCCGCCAUGGGCUUGGGACCCACCAGAAUCGGUGCCUUCACAGCACUCGUCCCAUGUCUGCCGAUGUUCUUCUCCACCUGGGAGACAUACCACACGCACACCCUCUUCCUAGGAGCCUUCAACGGUCCCACCGAGGGUCUUAUCCUCGCGUGCUCCUUUAUGGUGGUCUCAGGCUUCUUCGGCCCUCAAAUUUGGCAGCACCGCAUCGCCGACUAUGUCGGCUACCCACACCUACUUGGCGACCUGGUUUUGAUCGACCUUUGGGUCCCCGUCGUACUUUUCGCCUUCUUUACAGCCCACCUGCCUUCGUGCAUAUACAACGUCUAUCUAGCACGCAGACGACAAGGCCUUCCGCUAUGGCCCGUCUUUCUCGAGUGGAUCCCUAUGCUCAUCUAUACCGCCUCAGUUUGUGCAUGGUGCGGGUCUCCCUACUCGAUUCUCCUCCGAGAAAACCAUCUCAUCAUAUUCUGCAUUACGCUGUCCUUUGUGUUCGGUCGACUCACCACAAAAGUUAUCCUCCAUCAUCUGACACGACGGUCCUUCCCGUAUUUCACAGUCGCAUUGGUCCCCCUGGCCAUUGGCGCGAUACUGGCCUGGCUACCGCUUUUCGGACUGGACCCGAUCCCAGCCCAGUACGAACGAUGGUACCUCUACGGCUGCUGUGUGUUUGCCAUGGUGCAGUAUUUCGUGUGGGCGGUCCGGGUGAUCAACCGCAUCUGCGAGGUUCUGGACAUCAACUGUUUGACGAUCAAGAAAAAGAACGUUGAGCCGAGGGAGCAAAUGGGGUUUAUGACCAAGGAACUCAAGGCCGAGGCGUAUGAGAAUGGGGAGCUAAAACCGACGAAGAAGGAGUAG
Messenger RNA from Fonsecaea erecta, 1227 nucleotides. RefSeq lists its product as hypothetical. The coding region runs from base 1 to 1227 and encodes 408 amino acids. The transcript has 2 exons. The record is from RefSeq and is a predicted model, not a curated record. Gene Ontology annotation, molecular function: phosphotransferase activity, for other substituted phosphate groups. Gene Ontology annotation, cellular component: membrane. Lineage: Eukaryota; Fungi; Ascomycota; Eurotiomycetes; Chaetothyriales; Herpotrichiellaceae. Gene Ontology annotation, biological process: phospholipid biosynthetic process.